AAAGAGCAAUCACACAACAACUUGGCAAAUGUCAGCGGACCGCACCGACAGGGGAAUUGAGGCACAGACGGCCCAAAGGACACAGAUGAACAUUUACCUCAGAAACAGCAUCUUGUGAAUGUGAUAUUCUCUAAACGCCUAUAACAUAAGCGUUUAGGCUAUAUUGUUCAUGACCUCGAUAUAUGACGUGCUUUGCUUUCACCCUUUUAGCUGCCUUUAGCCCCAGACGCCAAAGCGUCCCGUCUCUAAUAUAACUGGCUGAUGAACAUUGCCCAUCCCUGAGGCACAACUCGGGGAAGGCAAAAUAUUUAUAUAGAGGCGGGACGACAUCAUCCGCGGCACACUCACUCAUUCACGUAAGAGGAGCCAGCGAGGUCCUUUCAGGAGGAGUAGUCGACUGUACUAUAGCCACAGCAUUUGGAACUUGGAAGAACGGGGAACAAGUUUAUUGACACAAAACUUUUUUUGGCGAUCAACAUGAAUUCUCCCGUCGCUCUUCAAUGCACGUUAUGUAUUGCUCUGAGCCUAAUAUUUGGAAAGUAUCCCGUUGAUGCUGGGAUGUGCUGGCUGCAGCAGAACCAGGAGCAGCGUUGUGACAUGGUACUCAUGAGGGGGGUCACCCGUGAAGAGUGCUGCGCCAGCGGCCGUCUGGACACUGCUUGGUCCAACACCACCCUCCCCAUGAACGAGGUCAGCCUGCUUGGAUUCCUGGGAAUUGUAUCCUGCAAACCAUGCAAAGACAACUGUGAAGGAGUCAAGUGUGGCCCUGGGAAAGUCUGCAAGAUGAAGGCUGAUCGGCCCCAGUGCGUGUGCUCCCCGGACUGCUCCGUCAUCACUGAGAAGCAUGCGGUCUGCGGCAGCGACGGCACCACCUACAGAGAUGAGUGCGCUCUGCUAGUGGCCCGAUGCAGGGGGCGCCCCGAACUGGAGAUCAUGUACCAGGGGGAAUGCAAAAAGUCCUGCUCCAAUGUGGUGUGCCCGGGCACGCACACCUGCGUGACUGACCAGACCAACAGUGCCCACUGCGUCACGUGCCGCACCGCGCCCUGCCCAAUUCCCAUGAUGUCCGAGUCGCCCAUCUGUGGCAACGACAACAUCACCUACGCCAGCACGUGCCACCUGCGCCGGGCCACCUGCUUCCGCGGCCGAUCCAUAGGUGUCCGCCACUACGGCCACUGCUUAAGUGCAGAGGGGAGCGAGGAGAAUUCCCUCGACUAGCGUCUCAAAACAUUCGGGCGUGAAAGUGAUAAAAUUCCCUGAGCGCUUGCCUGGAUUGCCUGCCCUCCAAGUUCCCAGACAAGACUUAAUGUCCCUCUCCUGUUAGUCCCUUCACUAGCUUCAGUCUUUUGACAAUACAUGGGAAUGUGGAGUCCACGGGAAGAGCAAGUCUUCUUGAAAACAAGGAGCCACUGACAUGUUGAUGCAUGCCGUAUCUAUCACAUGAGACAUUUUUGAAUUGUUUCGUUACUUUUUUUUUGUUUGAUGUUGCUGGAAUUGUCCAUUUUGGAGAUAGGCUAUUGGUGAUAUAUCACAUUGGGGGUUAUGCUAUGGGCAAGAUGUGUAUAUUGUAAAUACAAUACCUCUACUAUUUAUUGGAGAAGAAAUAUAAAAGACUUAUUUAUACCUCUGUCAUCUAGAAGUCCUAUACCCAUAGACCAGGCACCGUUUCAAGUGUAUUUAUUGAGGUAUUGUCUGGCGAUUUGUGGGCUACGCAGUUUGUGGUACUGGUAGAACUUUCAAUGAAAUUUUUUUCAUUUUGCUGUGGGUUAUUUAAAUGACUGUGUGGGGCCUGGUUUAGGUAGCCGUUCUGGAAUCUUAAUCACAGAAUUGUAGAGUGUAGACCGAAGCAAAACAGAGCAGCGUGACUUGUUCUUCCUCUGCCCGGCAUUGGAGGUGAGUGGAGUUGCCGCCAAGACAUGCAGUUUACUGCUCUGCAUGAGCCUUUGCGUGUGUGUAACACAUCGAGGUCUGGAAAAUUUAAUCACCCACCAAUCAAUAAAAUUACCAGCAGGAUGCUAAUCGACCUGACUUCAAAAUAUUGAAGGCAAAGAGUUUUUAAGGAUAUUAACCUUUUUCUCAGCUACUUUUGUUGAGUCAUGCUGAGUUAGGAAUGUGUUUAUUCUUGUUGCUUCUUUCGCACAUUCUGUGUUAGUUGGCUGUCAGGUCAUGGAAAAACUGUUACGAUCUUCAAAACAAUGCAUUAAUUGAUUUGGGAACAUUCCAUGUUGCAGUUGUUAAAAGUUCAGUUGUUUUAUUUUUUAGCUCUUUGUACUGCAAUCACAUUUUGUUGUGCAAGCGAGCUCCUUCCACAAAUCCUGCGUAUAAAUAUCUACUGUGAAAAUUUAUGGAAAUUUGUAUCAAGUUAUUUUUGUAUUUUUUUACUGGUGUUUGGAAAUAAAACUUAAAAGAAUA
Messenger RNA from Engraulis encrasicolus (European anchovy), 2412 nucleotides. RefSeq names its product follistatin-like 3 (secreted glycoprotein) (gene fstl3). NCBI's taxonomy places the organism in Eukaryota, Metazoa, Chordata, Actinopteri, Clupeiformes, Engraulidae. The record is from RefSeq and is a predicted model, not a curated record. The transcript is spliced from 5 exons. Gene Ontology annotation, biological process: cell differentiation; regulation of BMP signaling pathway; negative regulation of activin receptor signaling pathway. Bases 478 to 1218 code for a protein of 246 amino acids. Gene Ontology annotation, molecular function: protein binding; activin binding.